Molecule: messenger RNA, 624 nt
Organism: Plasmodium adleri (nom. inval.)
Lineage: Eukaryota; Apicomplexa; Aconoidasida; Haemosporida; Plasmodiidae
Product: ras-related protein Rab-1A
Exons: 1
Coding region: 1-624 (207 amino acids)
Biological process (GO): protein secretion; regulation of exocytosis
Molecular function (GO): GTPase activity; GTP binding
Source: RefSeq, a predicted model, not a curated record
AUGACUGAGAAUAGAUCACGCGAUUAUGAUUAUUUAUAUAAAAUAAUAUUGAUAGGUGACAGUGGUGUAGGCAAAUCUUGUAUUUUAUUACGUUUCUCAGAUGAUCAUUUUACAGAGAGUUAUAUAACAACUAUUGGUGUUGAUUUUAGAUUUAGAACUAUUAAAGUAGAUGAUAAAAUAGUGAAACUACAAAUAUGGGAUACAGCAGGUCAAGAACGUUUUAGAACUAUAACAUCAGCAUAUUAUAGAGGAGCUGAUGGAAUAAUAAUAAUAUAUGAUACAACAGACAGGAAUUCUUUUUUACAUAUUAAUGAUUGGAUGAAUGAAAUAAAUAAAUAUACAAAUGAAGAUACUUGUAAAUUACUUGUAGGCAAUAAAGCUGAUUGUAAAGAUGAUAUAGAAAUUACAACAAUGGAAGGUCAGAAUAAAGCUAAAGAAUUAAAUAUCUCUUUUAUAGAAACAUCAGCAAAAGAUGCUACAAAUGUAGAACUAGCUUUUACUAUGAUUACACAAGAAUUAAUUAAAAAAAAAAAAAAAAAAAAUUUUACAUCAUUAAAAAAUAAUCAUGCAAAACUUAAAUUAUCAACACAGGAUAAUUCUGUUCAGUCUUUUUGUUCAUGUUAA